Cavenderia fasciculata is the source of this 1917-nucleotide messenger RNA. RefSeq lists its product as uncharacterized. Gene Ontology annotation, molecular function: metal ion binding. The coding region runs from base 1 to 1917 and encodes 638 amino acids. The transcript has 2 exons. The record is from RefSeq and is a predicted model, not a curated record. NCBI's taxonomy places the organism in Eukaryota, Evosea, Eumycetozoa, Acytosteliales, Cavenderiaceae.
AUGUAUAAACCAACACAUCAUCAUCAUCACAACAAUGACACAUCAUACAACAACAACAAUGCAUCUGCAGAUGCAUCAACUUGGGAAGAAGCAGGAAACUAUGGAUCCACCAACAACAAUAAUAAUAACAACAACAAUCAACAACAACAACAACAACAUCAACACCAACAACAAUCAUUUGUACAAAUGCCUCCAGAAUUAUACUAUGGCAAUAAAUAUGGUAAAUUCCCUCCAUCAGGAGCUUAUCAACCCAUAGGAUUAGUAUCGCCACCCCCUAUUCCAUACGGGGCAAUUCCCUAUUCGAUGCCACCUGUGCCCAUCCAGGCCUCACCAAUGCAUCCAUCCAACAGAAAACUUUGCAGAUUUGCAGAGAGAUGCAGAAAUGGCGAUGAUUGUCCUUAUUACCAUCCCCCAAAACAACAACAACAGGGUGGUAAUGCAUCGGCAAUGAAUCCACAGAAUCUAUAUAUAUCCAAUGCCCCAGGGGGAGGACCCACCGGCGGCGGCGGCGCUGAUAUGUACAGACCACCCAUUUUACAACCAGCAGCAGGAUUUCAACAAGGUUAUUAUCCUACCACAACACCAGUCGCAUCGGGCGGAGCAAUCCCACCCUAUGCAGUUGGUGGCCCUCAACCUCCAUCCCCACAAUCGGCUGGAGGCUAUUAUGUAUAUCCUACUUCAACUCAACCACCCCCACCAAGAGGUGUCUACCCACCACCACCACAGGAUGCAAUGCAUCCAUUCCAUCCAAACCAAACCGUAAAUAUCCCACCACCACAACACCACCAACCACACCAUGGUCCUCAUCAACCACCACCACACUACGCACCAAACAAUCAUCAUCAUCAUCAUCAUCAUCAACAACAUCAACAACACAACAAUAACAAUAAUGACCAACAACAACAACAACCAUUAUCUCCACAUCAAACAACUACUGUCGCCACCGUUGUUGUUGCUCCACCACCACCACAACCACAAGCAACCUUUAUUUCAAUGACUGCUGAACAAUUGAUCCAUCAAGCAGCAUCAUCAUCCAAUGUACCUUUAAAUGCAAUCCCAACAACUUCAAACAACGCUGUAAAACAUCAACAACAACAAGAAAAUCAAGUUGAAAAGGAAAAGGAAAAAGAAAAAGAAAAGGAAAAGGAAAAGCCAAAGGAAGUGGUCAAGGAAGUUACACCAAAAAAGCAACCACAAAAUGAAGCAACAGCUGCUCUUGUCAAGACUCCAAACACAACUCCACAAUCAAAACAAUCAAAAAAUAAUCAACAACCACAAUCAUCACCAGUUACACCACAAUCAACUCAACCACAAUCAUCAUCGUCAUCAUCACCUGCAACACCACAAGAUCCAUCAUCGAUUGCAUCAAUGUCGUCAAUGAUAAAACAGUUUUCGUUAAAGGACAACAUCAACAACAACCCAACCUCUCCAACCAGUGCAGAGUUUAUCGCUUCGACUACUACCACCACCACCAACACCUUGACCACCACAACCACCACAACCACCACUACAACCACCUCGUCACCAAAGCAUCCAGAUCAACAACCAUCAUCCUUUAUUACAACCACCACUACACUCUCACCAACAUCACCACACCAACACGGUCAAUAUCAUAGAAAGAACAGCGGUUCUGGAAAUCCAUCGUCAUCAUCGGGAGGAUCUCCAUACAAUGGAAACAAAACAUCUGGAGGAGGAGGAGGUUUCAACAAAACAAAUAGUCCAAAAGGAACUCAUAAAGGAGGUUUUGAAGAUCGAACCAAAUCACCAAGCGACAAACCAAAAAGAGAUCAUCAUAAUUCUUCCCCAUCAAGUUUUUCAAAGAGAAAUAAUAAUAAUAAUAAUAUUUCCAAUCCUUCAGUUGUAUCAUCUGUUCCACCAGCAUCACCCACCACUGCUAAUACUAGUUCAAAACAAUAA